AUGCUCUCUAGGGUCAUACCAGGCUUUCAAAACGGUGCUGUCAUUUUCGCUUCGCCGGAUUUCACUUCCUGGCUCCAGGACAAGGAGUUCAUGGCGAGCUUCCUCAAACGACUCUAUUCGCCUCAGAAGCUCGAUGAGAAAGAUGACCUGUUUACGCUCGAUGUAAUAUCAGGUGUUGCAGACGGUCUUAGCCCCUCCAAGCUUCUGGGCAAGCCCGAAAGCGGCUUCUCCGUUCUCUAUGGCUCCCAGGUAUCGUUACCAGAUAUUUUCGAGACCGAUACAGUCGCCUCCAGAGGCCCUGAUCUGGCGUCUUCCAUCUCGUUAGUUCUGAAGUCUGAUAAGAAAGCCGAGCCCCGUCACGAGAUCACAAUGCCGCUUGCCAACACCGUCUUCCAGAACGGCCAGCGGUCUACCUUGUUUGCGACCCGCUGGUUCUGGCACAGUGGCCUCCGCAAGUCCCCCGUGCUAUCUAAGAUUGUUGAGAAGCAGCACCAACGGAUACUAGCCAAACUAGAGAUGGCGCAGGCGACCUACAUUCCGCUGUUACCAUUGACGCCUCCGCGGAAAAUUGUCGCCGGCCUGGGAAAUAUCGUGACGAAGGUGAAUGUCCAAGGCGUGGUCACAACCGCAUCUCAGGAAUUGGAGCAUUUGAUCCCCCAGCUCCUCGACAUCAGAUCAAAAUCGGAUGCCGCUUGGACACCCGGUCCCAUAGGCGUCUGGGCCUGGGUCAUACCAGCUCGUGUCUUGGAGUCGGAAAAGAAUCUGUUAUUCAAUCUGCGAGUCUUUCAAGACCAUGCAAGCGAGCCGGAAGAGAAACUAACUCAAGAAGCUACAAGAGGAUACCGGAAGCUGUUGUCUUUGGGAUGUCGUCUCCACAAAAUCCUCAGUGGCGGCGGCGGCUGGGGCGCGAAGGCAGGCCUCCUCUCCCUCGACUCAGAAACAGACUACUUGGCACCCGAACAGGAAAGCAUCGACGACUUCAUCAAGGCCUUCGAGGAGCGUGGGUAUCCCGACCACGAGCAGUCGGGCGGUGUCGUCACGCCCGGGUCGUACAUUUGGUUUUGUGCCGAGCCGGCGAGGAAGACACUGGACACGGGCGUUAUUCAGGCGAAAAACGAGGACCUCAAGUCGACGUUUACGUUUGGCGUUGCGCCGAGCGGUGAGGUUGAACAGGGUGAGGACAAGCCGCCUGUUCAUAUUAGUGGACGCAAGUUUGGGGCUAUUUCGGCGGUGGGCGUUUAUUUGAAGAGUGGGCAGGUGGGUACGAAGAUUGAUGUUCCGGGGGCGCUGGUCAUGAACGGGGUUGAGUGA
This is a messenger RNA of Pseudomassariella vexata, 1311 nucleotides long. RefSeq lists its product as uncharacterized. The coding region runs from base 1 to 1311 and encodes 436 amino acids. Lineage: Eukaryota; Fungi; Ascomycota; Sordariomycetes; Amphisphaeriales; Pseudomassariaceae. The record is from RefSeq and is a predicted model, not a curated record. The transcript has 2 exons.